Ictalurus punctatus (channel catfish) is the source of this 1685-nucleotide messenger RNA. RefSeq names its product Unc4.1 homeobox (C. elegans) (gene uncx4.1). Bases 200 to 1372 code for a protein of 390 amino acids. The transcript has 3 exons. Gene Ontology annotation, biological process: regulation of DNA-templated transcription. Gene Ontology annotation, molecular function: sequence-specific double-stranded DNA binding; DNA-binding transcription factor activity, RNA polymerase II-specific. The record is from RefSeq and is a predicted model, not a curated record. Lineage: Eukaryota; Metazoa; Chordata; Actinopteri; Siluriformes; Ictaluridae.
GAAGAAGGUGAAGCAUGAGGCGCGCGCUCAGCCUUCCGCCGUGUCCGCCGUGUCCGCGCGCACGCUAACGGCGACUCGGGAGCUCGUGCUGUGUUCUCUCUGAACAGGAACUUCCCCCUGUCUAUCUCCCCCUCUCUCCCUCUCUCUCUCUCUCUCACACACACACACACACACACACACUCUCCUUUCAGGAGAGGAGAUGAUGGACAGUAGGAUGCUCGAGCACCCGCGCGCGCAGUACGGGAUGGCGGGUGUCGGUUUCCCGUACCACCUCAGCCACCACCACCGCCAUGUCUACGACAUCACCGGACACCAGAUGCAGACUGUUGCUCCCUUUUCCAUAGACGGAUUAUUAAACGGCUCCUGCUCGGCCUCCGUAGUCAGCUCGAGCCCUCUGCUCGCGACCGGUUGUGCCGUUAAUGCGGACAAUCACUCGUACAAACUCACCGACUCUGGAGAUCUGGAUAAAGAGAGUCCCGGCUGUAAACGGAGACGGACCCGGACAAACUUCACCGGCUGGCAGCUCGAGGAGCUCGAAAAGGCGUUUAACGAGAGCCAUUAUCCGGACGUGUUCAUGCGCGAGGCGCUCGCGCUCCGCCUGGACCUGGUCGAGUCACGUGUGCAGGUCUGGUUUCAAAAUCGGAGAGCCAAAUGGAGGAAGAAGGAGAACACGAAGAAAGGUCCCGGUAGACCGGCGCACAACUCUCACCCCACCACGUGCAGCGGCGAGCCCAUGGACCCGGAAGAGAUCGCACGGCGCGAGCUACAGCGCCUCGAGAAGAAGAAACGCAAACAAGAGCGGAAGCUGCUGAAAUCCCAGAACAGGUUCCUGUCGUCUGAGCUGCUCCACACGCCCGGCUCGGACAGCGACGUGUCUCAGAGCACCGACAACGAAUCUGCACAACGCAGCGUCCCUACGUCCAGCGCGCAUGCGCAUGCGCAUGCGCACGAGCACCGACCCGACCCGGACCCCGACCCCGACCCGCACGCCCGGAACCUGGCCCUGUGUCCCAGUGCUGAUUUCACACGACCUUCCUCCUUACACAAGCUCAACCCUUUCAGCGUGGAGAGCCUGCUCGCUGACUCCAGUCCCAAACGGAAGCCGGCGCCAUUUUCUUCCGAUUUUCCUCAAACACCUGUCGUCGGGAAAGGUCACUUCCUGUUGUACCCCAUCACGCAGCCGUUGGGUUUUAUUGUUCCGCAGAAAAACACUGACUCCACACACACGCUGCCUGCAGACAACACACACUGCACCGAGGCUAAAAGACCAAAAAGUGACCGGCUUUCACCUGGAGCACACCGCACACACACCACACAGCGCGCGCACGAGGAAAAGCACGCAGAUAUAAAAAGUGAAGGAGUGAAAGAGUGAGACGCGCUCUGAGCACGCGCGCAUUUUCAAUUUGGAACAUUUUUAUAACCGACCAGACGCUUUGAACUUUUUUUUUUUUUUAAUAUUAAAAUAAAAUCCUCAACACGGAUAUUCUUCAUUCAUUCAGAUGGAUUAUUAUUAUUAUUAUUAUUAUUAUUAUUAUUAUUAUUAUUAUUAUUAUUAUUUUGGUUUUGUUAUUAGCAUUGGGUAAAAUAUUAGCUACAGGCCUUUCCAGAACAACAUGGGAUCCUCAGAAAUGAUAAAUUAUCAAAUAUAUUUAUAUAUGUAACAUUUUUCAUAAAUAAUAAAAAAC